AGCAAAUAAAAGUAACCCCGAAUCGACCGUCACAAGUCCAAUACAAUACGCCUAAGAAACUUGCCGACCUACAUUGGGCUCGUUGUGUGGCUUCAUGCGAUCUUCUUUUCACCUUUGGGAGGCAGGCUCAUUUUAUAGAAUGGUUGGCUACUGCAGUCGCAGUACCAACCACUGCACACUUCAGUUACAACCCUGGUGCUCCGGAAACUCUGAGAAAGUAUCUAACAAUAUUAGUGAAAUCUAUUAGAGAUGUAAUAUUGAACAAAUGGAGAGACGCUCUACGAUAUUACAAACUCCCUUUUGCUAGUCUAGAGAAUGAUUUAUGGAAAGGUGCUACCGGCACUAAUUACCUCGGUAGCAUCUUACAUUUGUAUGAACCUGCCCCUGUUGGAUCACGACCUAUCAGAAUAUCGGCAUUCUUAGGAUUGAAAGAGGUGGUAGGUUCUCAUUCGGCCAUAAACCUUGCAGAAUGGCAGGUGCAAGUUUUUAGAGAAUGGGGGAUUCUAAGAACAAUGUCUUUUAGAAUUGGUGUCUUAGGUGAGAAUGAUUCUGUAUGGCUGCAUCCUAAACAGGUGAUUGAUAGUGCGACGCCUGAUAAUGCUUCGAAUGUUCAAGCAGCAAUGAAUCUCACAGAACAUGUCACUAUGGGUUGUCGUGCUCAUAGGAUGGCCCUCGUAAUGAAGAAGGUAUAUGGGGGAGCCUUGAUUACUGCGACGGAUAAGAAUCGCCAUCUUCGGGAAGUGGAUUUCAUAUUGACGUGACUGUGUAUAUUGUGGCAGUGGGACAUAAUGAGUUAAUGUCGUGUGUGUCACAGUGUCUGUAGCUCUGUAUUCCCAACUUUUCACUGUUCUGUGUCUAAAUACUUGUGAAAUGUGAUCAGGGCGAUUCAGGCCUGAUUGCGACGAGUCACCAAGGGUCUGUCUGUCACAGUGUCACUCGUACGACAUAUUAAGAAUGAAAUAUGGAUAUAUAUUGAUAACUUAAUCUUAAUAAUAUAUAUAUUUCUUAAUAUUUC
Messenger RNA from Sphaeroforma arctica JP610, 1015 nucleotides. RefSeq lists its product as hypothetical. Lineage: Eukaryota; Ichthyosporea; Ichthyophonida. Bases 513 to 761 code for a protein of 82 amino acids. The record is from RefSeq and is a predicted model, not a curated record. The transcript has a single exon.